This is a messenger RNA of Phytophthora sojae, 963 nucleotides long. RefSeq lists its product as hypothetical. Bases 1 to 963 code for a protein of 320 amino acids. The transcript has a single exon. NCBI's taxonomy places the organism in Eukaryota, Oomycota, Peronosporomycetes, Peronosporales, Peronosporaceae. The record is from RefSeq and is a predicted model, not a curated record.
AUGGUGUCCUCGACGUCCAUUCUCGCCAUGGUGGCGGCCGUUGCCACGACUAUCGACUACGUGCAGGCCCACGGCUACAUCGCCAAGCCUGAGCCUUCGUGGAAGGACAAGAAGACGAAUGACUGGGUGGUCGAGAUCGAGCCCCAGUGGAAGGGUGGCUGGGACGAGUCCAAGGGCGACGAAGGUCUCCUGGCCACGUUCAAGGAGCUGUCGGCCGCGAACAACUAUAAGGAUGUUCGCAGUCUGAUGGACGGAAACCCCGUGUACGGCGAGGACUGCGGCUUCACGGACCCCAAGGGAAAGCCUGUGGCUCCUCCUACCGACGGCACGGCCACCUUUUCCCGAGGCAUUGUGCACGCUGGACCUUGUGAGAUCUGGCUGGACGACAAGAUGGUGCUGCAGAACGACGACUGCCAGAGCGCCUACGGUGAUGGCACCCAGGAGACGAUCGCCGUGUUCAAGCCCGUGGACUACUCUUCGUGCGCCUCGGGCGGCUGCAUGCUGCGCUUCUACUGGCUGGCGCUGCAGCGUCUCGACGGCAAGACGGUGUGGCAGGCUUACAAGAACUGCAUCCCUCUGACCGGCCCGGCCGGCGGAGGCGCCUCGCAGACCACGCCGUCGACUGGCGAUGGCUCGAACACUUCGCAGACGUCUCCGUCCACCGACGACGGCUCGAACGUCUCACAGACUUCCCCUUCCACUGGCGAGUCAGACUCGCCUGCGUCCAAGGACAAGGGUGACUCGGACUCGCCGGCCAGCAAGGACAAUGGAGACUCGGAAACGCCGUCCAGCGGCGACUCCCCAUCGACGGGUGACUCUCCGUCGACUGGCGACAACUCGCAGACACAGACCACGCCGACCCCGGAGUCGCCGACCACGUGGGAGCAGCCGCCGUCGGCCAGCACGCCCGAGAUGACGCCGGCCCCGAGCAGCAAGUGCAACGGCCGUCGCCGCCGCCACUAG